Molecule: messenger RNA, 4057 nt
Organism: Oreochromis niloticus (Nile tilapia)
Lineage: Eukaryota; Metazoa; Chordata; Actinopteri; Cichliformes; Cichlidae
Gene: stbd1
Product: starch binding domain 1
Exons: 4
Coding region: 173-2851 (892 amino acids)
Cellular component (GO): membrane
Molecular function (GO): starch binding
Source: RefSeq, a predicted model, not a curated record
UUCAAGUGUGCAGCGAUGAACGUGUGCAGUGGUUCGUCUGCGUUUUAUCAAUGAAUUCUGCGCUCCCGUGAUCCAAUCAGCCAAUGAGCAGCUCGCACCUGCAGCCGUUCACAGCUUGGUAGCUUCAAGAGGUCACUACACUUUGAAACGUGGAAGGGAGAGCGUGAUUGUAAUGCCGUUGAAAAAUAGCAACACCGUGGCUUUGGAGAGACGCGUGGAUCUGGCCUCGCUUUUCUGUAUGAUCGGGCGGCACGGCCCAGCCGUGGCUCUGGCAGUGAUAGCCAUGGUGUCCGUGGUGGCGGGUUUCAUCAUCUACCGAACCGUGAGGGGGAAGCGGAGAAAGGCCACAGCCGGAGCCACAAGCACCGACAGUGACAGCAGGGACGCCGGAGCGGAGACGCUUAUACCGCCGGAUCAGGAGCCGGAGCCGAGCCCGGAGGAUUUGCGCAUCUCGGCGGACUCAACAGUUGUGAAAGGUGAAGGCUCUUUAGAUGUGGAGGAUACUGCUCUUAAAAUCAGGCAUCGGCGUCUCACUGCUGAGAAAAAACCGCCGCCUGACCGUCAACCCAAAGGUGACUCGGUGCAAGACAACAAGCACAGUGCUUCAGUGGAGCAGGUAGCAGAGCUGCAUGCAGAGGAGGAAGACAAAGGUGCUGAAAUUGAUGUGGAAACUGAUGGCACUAUGAAGGAUGCUGACGAGGAAGGUGAAAAUGAGGUGAUACAGAGCCACAAAGAGGAAAUGACGGUAUUACAAGAAAAAUGCCACGAUGAUGAUGUGCCCACUGAAAUAGAUGUGUCGAAUAAGGAGGCCAGUCAAGAGGAGGAAAACCUUCUGGACAUUUCAAAGAGCACAGAGGCCAACUUGGAAGAACCCAUCGUUCAUAUUGAAGACGUACCUGUUGCUUCCAUCUGUUAUUUCAAAGAUGUGAAAUUUGACGAAAAGAAUCUUCAAGGUGUCACUGAUUUCUCUAAUGAUUAUAGCAACAAUCAACAUUUUCCAGAGGAAGAAAAGAAAAGUGGUGGUGAGGAGGCAAAUGAGGAGUUGGUAGAUAACCAACUGACUUCUCAACAAGCUGAGAUCAGCUCCACAGUGUUUGUUGAAGUAACCAAGCUACAGGGCCAGUGUCAUGAGGUGAUGCUAUCCUUUCAACAAAAUGCAGAUGAAGGCAAUGUGAGUGAUUCAGCGGAUCUAAACUUCAACAGUCACCUGCUACAACUGGCUGAACAAAACAAUGAAAGUGAGCUUGCCUGCGAUCAAGACAGUGAUGUAAAAGAGGAAGUACCCACUGAGGACAUUGCCUCACGUGAUGAACAAAGUAAUCCUUCAAGUGUAGUACUGGACCACACCCUGGCCUGUUUGAACCAGAUGCUUGAGCCAGAAAACAUAAAUGGUGAUGAUAGCCCAAGCAGUAUAACAAAAGGGGAAAUGCCCACAGCUGAGAAUAUUGCCUCACGUGAUGAAGAAAGUAAUCCUUCAAGUGUGGUACUGGACACCACCCUGCCCUGUUUGAACCAGAUGAUUGAGCCUGAAAACACUGAUAAUGGUGAUUCUAGCAGUGUAGUAAAUUAUGCAAAGGCCCAAAUCUCUGGCAUUGGGGAAAUCUCCAGCUUGUCAUCAGAUCAACAGCAACCACAAAGCAACAUAAAUGAAGAUGACAUUUCCCAAGCUCUGGGAGUCACCAGUGGGGCUGCUCCUGUCACAUCUGAGGAUGGUAAACUUCCUGUACUUCAGAUUCACCUGCCCUCUUUUGAGCAAAGUGAGCCGACUUGGUCAUACUCUGGUCUUGGUGGUGAGAGUGGAAUUUCAAGCAUGACUGUCAGCCCUGAUUUGCCAGAUGUUAUCAAUGAGUAUGACAUGCCAACUGAAAAUGUGGCACUCGCAGUAAAAGAUGAUGCACAGUUCGAAAAGCACACUGAGGCUCAGAACAGCCUCCUUGAUGAUGAGGCUCAAUCUGCCAUGAAUGAAGAUCUAGCAAAUGUGGUAUCCAGGUCUUACCCAUCAUUUUUUUCCCAGCAGCCCCUCAUUGAGCAAAUCGACUGGGCUAAUGACAGUUCUUUAGUAGCCAAUGAAGAUGUUUUGGGACAUGAAAUUGAGGAUCGCUACUAUAGAGAGAUGGACCAGGCUAUGGAGCAGAUGACAGCCAACGUUACUAGCUUAACCGAUGAGCUCGCAGUGCAAACAGACAUGAAGGCUGAUAUCAAGGUUGUUGAAAUCAAUCAGAAGAUGGAAAGGGCAGAGAAAGAGAAGGAGGAAGAGGACUAUGAAAAGACUGAAAUCAGUAUCAUGGAGGCAACUAUGGACAAUAAUGAAUGGAUCACAGAUGGAAACUACCAAGUUCUUCCCUGGAUGAACCAGUCUGUCCCUCCUUUUGCCCAAAACCACACACAACCUGACCCAGUUUCUACUGAAGAUGACCAUCCAGGUGCGUCUGUCACAGGUGCUACUUGUGUAGAUGCAGAUGCAUCUCUUUCCUUGAAUGAUGUGAAACAGGCUAUCCCGCUUUCCCCUGUUCAUGAAAAUGGCAAAAAGGUUGUGGCAGUCCAGCCCAUGCCCCAGAAAGUCAAUGUGACUUUCCGCAUCCAUUAUCUCACCCACUCACCAAACCAGAAGGUGGCCAUCACGGGGAGCCAGCAAGAGCUGGGGAACUGGAAGAAAUUCAUCCCGCUCGAGAGAGCCAAGGAUGGGAAUUGGGCCACUGUUGUCAGCCUGCCUGCAGAGAGCAUUGUGGAGUGGAAGUUUGUGGUGAUGGACAAGGGUGAGGUGUGUCGUUGGGAAGAAUGUGGAAACCGCCUCCUGGAUACGGGCUAUGGAGACGACCUGCUUGUGCACAAAUGGUGGGGAUUAUUGUAAAAGAUUUGUUGAAAAUGCUGCAGUUUGAGAUCAGCAGGUGCACCAGAUAUUCAAACUGUGUUCACGACCAGGUAAAGUUGCGUUUAUGUUUGUCAGUAAAUUGAUAAAACAUUGUGAUUAAAUUUGGGGCACAAAAGUAUUGGUUCAAACUGGGCUAAUUUUGGUUGAAAGAAACUAUUUCUACUUGCUCAGAUUGCAAAUUUCCAAUUUUUAUAGCAGAAACGAUAAAUGAUCUUUUAGUGUUAAAUUCAUUAGUCUAUUGAAGUAAAAUGCUCUUUAGCUUUUUUCUUUUUUUUUUUUUCCUUUAUUAUUUGUGCAAGCAAAAAUUUCAAACUUGAGCCUUGUGGUGUGUCUUUGUUUCCCACAUACCAAUUCUGAGAAUGGCUUUGACUUCUACAGUUUUAAAUCAUUUAAACAUCAUUUUACUAAUAUAAGACUUGGAAACAUGAAAUUUCAACCAGAUUUAUUCCAGUAUAAACCUAGAUGCAGUAUACAGGUGAUGAAAACUUCCAGCAACACAAUUCCCUAACAGACUAGCUCUUAUAAAACAUCUGAUGGGACCUUCUAAAAGCCAGUAAUUAGGUAUGCGUUUUCAGGGAACAGGAAGUAUUUUGAUCAAAACACUGAACCAUUACACAAGAUGGCUUUUUUCCCCUUUUACAAUACCACAGAUUAUGCAAACUACUCCUUAACAGGAUGAUUUAAUGCAAGCGUGAAUGAAGAGAUUACUGUCCAUAUGCUGCUUGAAUAUGCCUAUCUAUAACGACAAAUGCACAUAAUAAAAUUUUACUAAAGCAAUAAAUACAGCAAUAAUUGUCCUGUACGAUCGUUGUUACAUCAGGUACUCUUAACGGAUUUACCACUAAACUGUGAUAGUUGUAACUUCAAUGCUGCUUUUAUCUCAUGGGACUAUUUGCAUGCAAGACAGUCCCAUUGUUGUUCAAUAAAUGUGCCUUGUGAAAAUAAUUUUCUAUUGUGUUGUAAUGCAUCAAACGUGUCUUUUGAAUAAUUUGAUUUGCUAAUUAUCUUAAGAGAAAAUUAUUCACUACAGUUAUCUGGUUCAUCAUUUGGUUCUUAACUGGUGUAGACUAUAGCCUUUGUGUCUGAUUCUAUCAUUGUAUCCUGAUAUGAAAUAUUGUGAUGAUGCUACUUCUGAAUGUUGGUUAUUGUGGAGAUGGUUAUUAAAUAAACUAAUCUUAAAUCUCA